AUGAGCGCGCCAUGCUGUAGAGGAAUUCACCCCGGGCUAUGCAAGUGCGGUUGGGCAGAAUCCAAGACCCAUCACGUUAGGAAUUUGGAUCGCGAGGUCGAGGAAGCCAUCAAACUGCUCAGCAGCAGCUGCAAAUACUCGGUGGGCCAUGUAGAUUUUGCGCGUGUUGACGGCGUAGUUCGACGUGAAGAUCCGGAUCCAACAGAGAGGGACCUGGUCUGCAUCGUUAAUGAGAGCCCGGCCUUUACCUGGCUCGUCCGUCUAGAUGCACUCAAGAAGUUUGUGCCCAGACUUUGGCAAUUCGUCACCAGCAAUAGAACACACAAUCCGGGCGGCACACACAAUUCUGGCGGCACACACAAUUCUGGCGACGCACACGAUCGUGGCGGUAAUAACUAUGGCAGUAGGCCGGAUCAUGGCUAUAGAACGGAUCAUGAUAAUAGGACGGAUCAUGGCAACAGGGCAGACCAGGAAAAUAGGGGGGCCGAUUACGGGAGUAAGUCAGAUCGUCAUGAAUUGGACAUUGAAAGUUGGUUUGAUAUAUGUGAAGACAGCACCUUAGUGUUUUCGAAGCCGGUGAGGUUUUACUAUCUGGAUGCGUUGGUGGAAUACGCGGCAACUG
Molecule: messenger RNA, 622 nt
Organism: Gregarina niphandrodes
Lineage: Eukaryota; Apicomplexa; Conoidasida; Eugregarinorida; Gregarinidae
Exons: 1
Source: RefSeq, a predicted model, not a curated record